This is a messenger RNA of Triticum urartu, 375 nucleotides long. RefSeq lists its product as uncharacterized. The record is from RefSeq and is a predicted model, not a curated record. Lineage: Eukaryota; Viridiplantae; Streptophyta; Magnoliopsida; Poales; Poaceae.
AUGGCCAAGUGGGAUCCCACCUACCCGCGCUCCAAGCAGCGGUCAACCCCGCCCCGCCGCAGCCUCGCGAUGCGCCGCAAGCGCUUGUCCCGCCGCGUCGUGUCGGGGCUCUCCGCCAGAGACUCCAGCGCGUCCGGAGCGGAUCUGGAGCUGGCGGCGCCCAAGCGGCGGCGCAGCAUCGACGGGUCCACGGACUGGAGGGCCGGGCUGCUGCUGCCGACCACCACCACAGCCUCCUCCUCCUCCGUGCGGAAGGGCAACGGCGGCCACGCGCGUGCGAAGCGGGGCGCGCGGCUCGACGAGGCCGGCGUCGCGCACUUCCUCACCGCGCUGGAGCGGGUAAGCUAAUACGCUGGCCGUCUCUCUGUCACUCCA